UUCGGUAAUCUGUCAGGUUUCAUUUCCUCCACUCGUGACAAACCGCACGGUUCGGUUUCCGGUGGACGGAGACGACAUGGCGCUGUUUAUGAGAACGUGCACUUUCGUGGUGCAGCUCGUGACGCUCCCGCUAGUGAUCGCGGAGGCUCUCGGGCUCUACAGGCUGUACAAGCGCUUUUUCCCGUUCCUCAUGUACAAGAUCUCCGCUAGUUACAGCGUGAAAAUGAAGGACCGGAAGCGCGAGCUGUUCCGCGGCCUGGCCCGGUUCAGUCCGCCGCGCGCGCCUCUGCGCGUGCUGGAGAUCGGCUGCGGGACCGGAGUCAACUUCGAGUACUUUCCUCCCGGCUGUAAGGUCACGUGCACCGACCCGAACCCGCACUUCGAGCUUUAUCUGCAGAACAGUAUGAAGCUCAGCCAACACCUGGAGUUUGACAGGUUCAUGGUGACGUCUGCUGAGGACCUGCGGCAGGUGGAGGACGGUUCUGUGGACGUGGUGGUGUGUACACUGGUUCUGUGUAGUGUACAGAACCCAGACAAGGUCCUGCAGGAAGCCAAGAGGGUCCUCAGGGAGGGUGGAGCCUUUUUCUUCAUGGAGCACGUGGUGGCCGAAGAAUCCAGCUGGACCUACUUUUUUCAGCAUGUUCUUCAGCCUUUCUGGUACUAUUUCGGUGACGGUUGUGAGAUGACCCGUGCGACCUGGAAGAACGUGGAACAAGCCGGGUUCUCAGAGGUGCAGCUCCAUCACAUCCAGGCUCCUAUUUCUGCUCUUAUCAAGCCACACAUCAUGGGUUAUGCUGUGAAAUAACCAUAACCACACACACACACACACACACACACACACACACACACACAGUCGUAUUUGAUAUAAUAACUGUGAACCACAUGAUGGUCUUGGCUUCUUUGAUUCAUUCAUAGUAUCAUCCACAUGAUGAAGAACAGCUCAAGCUCCACCUAUUUUGCAGCUUUUUGGUCUGUGAUUUAUUUUCUUUCUCUAAUCUGCACCUAUCAAGUAAUAUUAAUAAACAUCUUUGGACAAUAUUUUUUUCUAACACCAUAGUUUAAUAAAUUCACAUCAGGGAUGAAAAGCCAUGUGUCAGUGUAACCUUAAUGAAAAAGUCUGACAAAGGAUUUCAGAUAAAAAGCAGUUGAUUAUGUAUAGAUGUGAGGUGAUUAUUACAGAACUUUACUGCCAUCUACUGUCCCGGAGGUGUCACUGUCAGCCUUUUUUAAAGAUUAACCGAAUCAUAAUUACACCGAAUCUGACAUUACAAGUCAAUAACAGCCAUGCUGAGGUUCAUUUUAAGCUUCUGCUACAGUCCAAAUAGUUUAAACUUUAGAUCGAUAGUUCUCAGUGCUUUCAGACCUUACUGCAUUCAGAUAUGAAGUUCUCUGUCCAUUCAAAACAGGAGCAACAAUCCUGAUAGUAGGAGGUUUACAGAUAAAUUGCUAGUAAAGACUCAAUAAAUGAUCCAUGUAACUCCACAGAGCUGUGAAAGUAACGCACACAACAUUGUCUUAGAAUUAAACAGCUUAUGUAAGUGUUUAUAUUCAGAGAAGAAAUGUACAAUUUAGUUUAUGUAUUACAAAAACUGCUUUUACAUCCAAAUUUUUCUUCUUAUUCUUAGAAUGAAUAAUAAUAAUAAUUCUGUAUUGCUGGAGUUAUAAAUGGUCGUUUUCUCACAAGUAAAAAUAAAUAUCCGCUUGUUACUGAAAAA
Molecule: messenger RNA, 1715 nt
Organism: Tachysurus vachellii
Lineage: Eukaryota; Metazoa; Chordata; Actinopteri; Siluriformes; Bagridae
Product: N6-adenosine-methyltransferase TMT1A-like
Exons: 3
Coding region: 77-805 (242 amino acids)
Molecular function (GO): S-adenosylmethionine-dependent methyltransferase activity
Source: RefSeq, a predicted model, not a curated record